Messenger RNA from Cricetulus griseus (Chinese hamster), 1182 nucleotides. The record is from RefSeq and is a predicted model, not a curated record. NCBI's taxonomy places the organism in Eukaryota, Metazoa, Chordata, Mammalia, Rodentia, Cricetidae.
GCCAAUGACCUCCCGAAGGCCAUCGCUGCGGCUCAUACCUAUCUGCUGAAGCAUCCCGACGAUGAAAUGAUGAAGAGAAACAUGGCAUAUUACAAGAGCUUGCCUGGAGCUGAGGACCACAUUAAAGACCUGGAAACCAAGUCAUAUGAGAACCUGUUUGUCCGUGCAGUGCGGGCCUACAAUGGUGAGAACUGGAGGACGUCCGUUAUGGACAUGGAACUGGCCCUCCCUGACUUCUUCAAAGCCUUUUAUGAAUGCCUGGCUUCCUGCGAGGGCUCCAGGGAGAUUAAGGACUUCAAGGACUUCUACCUGUCCAUAGCAGAUCAUUAUGUAGAAGUUCUGGAAUGCAAGAUUCAGUGUGAGGAGAACCUCACCCCAGUCAUAGGAGGCUAUCGCGUGGAGAAAUUCGUGGCUACCAUGUACCACUAUUUGCAGUUUGCUUAUUAUAAGUUGAAUGACCUGAAGAACGCGGCCCCCUGUGCCGUCAGCUACCUGCUGUUCGACAAGGAUGACAAGGUCAUGCAGCAGAACCUGGUCUACUAUCAGUACCACAGGGACAAGUGGGGCCUCUCAGACGAGCAUUUCCAGCCCAGACCCGAAGCAGUUCAGUUCGUUAAUGUGACUAUGCUGCAGAAGGAACUGUACAGCUUUGCUCAGGAACACCUAAUGGAUGACGAUGAGGGAGAGGUUGUGGAGUAUGUGGAUGACCUGUUAGAGAUGGAAGAGGCUGGCUAGCCUGCAGCAACUGAAGAGACUUCUCGUCAGUGUUCCUUUUUCCUCGAGUGCCUGGGUUGCUGAUACCUCAAAGUCUUCCCUUUUUAAGGGAAAGGGAAGCCACCAUCUCUCUUACUGUGGGGAGCAGGGUCCAGCCGGCCCUCCCUGUGUUCACACCUGUCUACCACCUUCCCACCUCUCUGUACUCACGCUCGUCUUCAUGGUCCCCGGCCAUUUUCCUCUUGUUCACACCCGUCUUCCAUCCACACACGCGCCUUCCCGCCAUCCCAAAUCUGUCGUCCCCAUGUUCACAUUUGUCUUCCAUAUGACCCCACCUGUCUCCCCCAUGUUCAGAAAGACAUGGUCUUCUGUGGUCUGUUUUUUUUAAUCCCUGAAAGAAAAAUCAGUAUUAUUUUUAAAGUAAGAAAAACACUAAAAGAUGAUAAAUAUAUUUGAAGAAGUCUUUGG